This is a messenger RNA of Neurospora tetraspora, 2666 nucleotides long. RefSeq lists its product as uncharacterized. Gene Ontology annotation, molecular function: U3 snoRNA binding; rRNA binding. Gene Ontology annotation, cellular component: small-subunit processome; nucleolus. The coding region runs from base 213 to 2507 and encodes 764 amino acids. Gene Ontology annotation, biological process: maturation of SSU-rRNA from tricistronic rRNA transcript (SSU-rRNA, 5.8S rRNA, LSU-rRNA). The transcript is spliced from 3 exons. NCBI's taxonomy places the organism in Eukaryota, Fungi, Ascomycota, Sordariomycetes, Sordariales, Sordariaceae. The record is from RefSeq and is a predicted model, not a curated record.
GGGGGUGGCGUUACAAGGCUGCUCGCUGCCAAGCCUUUCCUUCAAGAUUCCAUUGGACUUUUGGACUUUUUCUUCUUGGCCCGCUGACAAGGCUGAAUACAAUUUCCGUAUCGUUUUUUCGACCCCCGUUGAAUUUGAUUUCACAUUCAUUACCGAUUUUCAUCUCACCAACCUCAAAUCUCAAAAUUUGAGAAAUUUUUCACUCCACCAAUAUGGCAUUCAGAGGUCGCGGCGGUGACCGUGGAGGAGGAGGUGGAGGUCGUGGAAGAGGUGGCGGAGGAGGUUUCAGAGGCAGAGGAGGUUCCAGAGGAGGAGGUUCUAGAGGAGGAGGUUCCAGGGGAGGAGGCUCUAGGGGAGGAGGCUCCAGGGGAGGCGCUAGAGGUGCUUCGAGAGGCCGGGGUAGGGGAAGUUCAAGGGGUGGUGCCAGAGGAGGUGUCGGCCCUCGCCCAUUCAAGUUCAACGACGCACGACUUGCCGACAAGGACGAAGAGGGAGAUGAGGAGGAGGACAUUUCUGAAGAUGAGUCCAACGUUUCCGAGGAGGAGAUUGAGGAGUCAGAAGAGGAGGAAGAGGAGGAGGAGGACGCUCAAUCUGGUCAGCCAUAUAUGAGUCUCCUGAAGAGCUUCCAGAGUGCAACCAAGUCAAAGAAGAGAAAGUUGGAUCACCCAGAGGAGGAAGGGCCAAACAAGGCCACCAAGACGGAAGACGACGAUGACAGCGCCGGCGAAGACGACGAAAAAGUGAAGGAAGACGUGGAUGCGGUUGAUGAGCCAGAGGAAGAUCCCCAGGAUGCACCACUAGAGGACUUGUUCGACGAAGAUGACGACCUCGACAACUCAGACCCAUUCGAAACGCACUUUGCGGCCCCAGACGAGGCGACAUUCCAGGCGAGGAUAAAGGCUAUUCAGGCGAACAAGUGGAGGACCAACAGGAUAGCACAGAACUCCAACAGGAUAUACUACAACACCCCCGAGACAGGCGACUCAACUGAGCGGAAACUUCCCCAUUCCAUUUCUGGAGUUGCCGACCUCAAGCUCAAGCAACGACUUGCCGAAUCGAUGGCUAAGCACACCGAGUUCGACGAGGCCGAGAAGGCAGUAGCCCCUCUCCUCUUCAACUACCAAGACAUGCUUUACUGCAACCGGACAGUGGCAUCGUCUGACAGCAUAAGGCGGAUGGCGUGUCUUCACGCGCUCAACCAUGUCUUCAAGACUCGUGACCGUGUGAUCAAGAACAACACCAAGCUGCAAAGAGACGACAGCCUUGAGCUCAGAGACCAGGGCUUCGUCCGCCCCAAGGUCUUGAUGAUCCUGCCUACCCGACAGUCGUGCGUCAAGAUGGUCGAAAUGAUCUGCAAGGUCGCCGCUCCUGAGCAACAAGAACACCGCAAGCGUUUCGACGAUGGCUACGUCGACAAGUCCACCAAGUUCUCCGACGACAAGCCCGAAGACUUCCGUGACCUCUUCUCCGGCAGCGACGACGACAUGUUCCGUCUCGGUAUGAAGUUCACUCGCAAGACCAUCAAAUACUUCUCGCAGUUCUACAACUCGGACAUCAUCUUCGCCUCCCCUCUCGGUCUGCGCAUGGCCAUCGGCUCCGAGGAAGAGAAGAAGAAGCUCGACUACGACUUCCUCUCGUCCAUCGAGCUCGUCAUCGUCGACCAGGCCGACGCCCUGCUCAUGCAGAACUGGGAGCACGUCGAGUUCAUCUUCGAGCACCUCAACCUCCAACCCCGCGACGCCCACGGCUGCGACUUCUCCCGCGUGCGGCCCUGGUACCUCGACGACCAAGCCAAGUACUUCCGUCAAACCGUCAUCUUCAGCGCCUUCAACACGCCCGAGCUCGCCGAGCUGCAGCGUCUCCACUGCCACAACUGGGCCGGCAAGGCCCGGCUGCAAGCCGAGUACCCCGGCGUGAUCCAGUACCUGGGCGUCAAGACGCGCCAGACCUUCAGCCGGUUCGACGCGGCCUCCAUCGCCGCCGACCCGGACGCCCGCUUCGCCUACUUCACCAAGGCCAUCGUGCCGACGCUGGUCAAGCGGGCCGCCAAGGACGCGGCGGGCACGCUCAUCUUCAUCCCGUCGUACCUCGACUUUGUGCGCGUGCGCAACUACUUUGCCAACAACCCGGCCGUCGAGAGCGUCACGUUCGGCAACAUCUCCGAGUACGCCGACACGCCCGAGGCGUCGCGCGCGCGCUCGCAUUUCCUGACGGGCCGCCACCGCGUGCUGCUGUACACGGAGCGCGCCCACCACUUUAGGCGGUACGCGAUCAAGGGCGUCAAGCGCGUCAUCUUUUAUGGCUUGCCGGAUAACCCGAUUUUUUACAGGGAGAUUGCGGGCGGGUAUCUGCAGAAGAGCGAGCAGGCGCUGAUGCUGGAGCACGGGCAGGGACAUGUCAAGGUCAUGUUUAGCAAGUAUGAUAUCAUGAAGCUGGAGAGGAUCGUGGGCACGAAGAGGGCGGGUAAGAUGAUUACGGAGCAGGGUGAUACUUUUGACUUUGUGUAAGAGUCGCGGUUGAAUGGUAUGUAUAAAAGGCGUCGGAUAAUAAAAAUGUCAAGGGAACUAACUACUGGGUUUGCAUGGGAUGAAAAGUUUGCUGCAUAGUUGUCGAGAUAGAAUACCUACUACUGUACAUAGUGAGCAAUAAAAACAACAUUCUGAAAG